Helianthus annuus (common sunflower) is the source of this 2930-nucleotide messenger RNA. RefSeq names its product G-type lectin S-receptor-like serine/threonine-protein kinase At4g27290. The transcript has 7 exons. The record is from RefSeq and is a predicted model, not a curated record. Gene Ontology annotation, molecular function: protein serine/threonine kinase activity; ATP binding. Gene Ontology annotation, biological process: recognition of pollen; protein phosphorylation. Bases 241 to 2805 code for a protein of 854 amino acids. Lineage: Eukaryota; Viridiplantae; Streptophyta; Magnoliopsida; Asterales; Asteraceae.
UCUGUUCUUCAAAUUGUAAAUGUUAUACGUUAAGGGUGGUGGGAGUGGAAAAAGAAUUGUCAUGCAAGGAGACUAAUCCUGCACCAUACCGAAGAGAAGGUGGGGUGACGUUCCACUCGCUUUCCCCUCCAGUUUCUCUUCUUCCUUCUUUAACCAUUCUGCUGCCCCUCACACCAUCUUCCAACUCACCUGCUAGCAUCCCGCCACUAACCCACUAUCUACUCAACUCCCUCCAACCUAAUGGAGCAACGAAGAGUACUCAAGACCAAGUUGAUCUUCACUUUCCUUGUUGUAUUUAAUGCGUCAAUAACUUGUACCUUUGCUUCAGACACCGUGUCUACAAACCAAACCAUCAGAUACAAUGAAACCAUAGUUUCGCCACAAGAAACCUUUGAACUUGGUUUCUUUCGCGCCGGUAAGUCCAUGAACUUUUAUGUCGGAAUUUGGUACAAGAAAAUACCGAAUCGAACCGUUGUAUGGGUUGCCAACCGGAACACACCACUCAAACAUACCUCUGGCGAGCUAACUCUCACCCUUCAGGGAGUUUUAAUUAUCCGGGAUGUUACCAAGGGAUACAUAGUAUGUUCGUCAGCAAACUCAUCAACGACAUCAGUGAAAAAUCCUAUUGGUCAGCUUCUAGAUACAGGAAACUUUAUAAUUUACAAUGAAGGUGAGGGCAUCAAUCAAGAAGAUCCCAUAUGGCAAAGUUUCGACUUUAUGACAGACACUUUGCUUCCUGGAAUGAAGUUCGGCUGGAAUUUGGUUAAGGGGAUUGACAGAAACUUCACAUCAUGGAAAUCUGAUACUAAUCCUGCUUCGGGUGAGUUUACUUAUAAAAUUGAUACAAGAGGCUACCCUCAGCUGAUCCUAACGGAAGGCGGGGUAAUAAAGGUCAGGGGAGGUCCAUGGGAUGGACUCAGGUUUACUGGAAUUUCUUAUUUGAAACCCAACCCUUAUUACAACUUCACCUUUGUUGUAAACCAGAGAGAAAUUUACUACCAAUACAAUCUUAUAGAUACUUCAGUUUUGACGAGGCUGGUGUUAGUACCAAGUGGUCGUUUAGAGCGCUUGUUAUGGAUUGAUAACAAACAAGAAUGGAGCCUUUAUAACUCCCCACAAAGAGAUGACUGUGAUCAGUACGCGGUGUGUGGGCCAUUCGGGAGCUGCAACAUCGAUAACUCCCCAGUUUGUUCGUGUUUGAAGGGUUUCGAACCCGUAUCUCCUGAUCAGUGGAGGGAUACAGAUUGGUCACAAGGGUGUCGACAUACUAUUCCUUUGGAUUGUAACCCUGGGGAAGGAUUCAACAUAUAUUCAAAUCUGAAGUUACCAGACACUCGGGGGUCAUGGUAUAACCAGAACAUGACCCUUUUAGAAUGUGAGAAGAUGUGUAAAAGCAAUUGUUCGUGCACUGCUUACACAACUUUGAAUAUCUCAGGGACUGGGAGUGGUUGCUUGCUAUGGUUUGGUGCCCUAAAUGAUAUCAAAAGAUUUGCUGAGGAAGGGGACACCCUGUAUAUACGAGUGUCUGCUUCUGAGAUAGAUUCAAUCAAAAACAGAAGAAGCUCAAAUGCAGGGAGAAGAAUACGAGUUAUUGUCCCCGUAUCAUUUGUAGCUUUGGCCAUACUAGUUUCAUUAUGCUUAUUUUACCGUUCUUAUAUGAAGAAGCAACAGCACCAAGGUCUAUCUUUACUUAUGAAUGGAAAUGUUUCUAAUCAACGAACCCAACGUGGUCCGUCCCAAUUCACAGGGACACCCGAACACGAACGGGAACAUGAUCCUGAAAAUAAAAGCGAUGAUGAAGAUCUAGAGCUUCCACUAUUGGGCUUGUCUACAUUAGUUACAGCUACAAACAACUUUUCAGUGGACAAUAAACUUGGAGAGGGGGGUUUUGGACCCGUAUACAAGGGUGUUCUUGAAGAUGGACAGGAAAUAGCAGUGAAGCGGCUAGCACAAACAUCCACUCAAGGACUUCACGAGUUCAAGAAUGAAGUCAUCUCGAUAUCUAAACUACAACAUCGCAAUCUUGUUAAACUCUUGGGUUGCUGCAUCGAGAGAGCCGAAAAGAUGUUGAUUUAUGAAUACAUGCCAAACAAAGGCCUCGAUUCCUUCAUAUUCGAUAGAACUCAAAGCAAACUCCUUGACUGGCCUGCACGUUACCGCGUUAUCAUUGGAAUUGCUCGUGGACUUCUUUAUCUUCACCAAGAUUCUCGCCUCAGAAUCAUACAUAGAGAUCUCAAAGUUAGCAAUAUUUUGCUUGACACAGAUAUGAACCCGAAGAUAUCAGAUUUUGGCAUGGCUAGAAGUUUUGGAGGAAAUCAGAUAGAGGCAAACACAAACAGAGUGGUUGGAACAUAUGGCUACAUGGCACCAGAGUAUGCUGGCGAUGGUACCUUUUCAAUAAAAACAGAUGUAUAUAGCUUUGGCGUACUAGUGCUGGAAAUUGUAUGCGGGGAGAAAAACAGAGGAUUCACCCACAAAGAACAUGGCAAUAACCUUAUUGGACAUGCAUGGGGACUCCAUAAGGAAGGCACAUCCUUGGAAUUAGUUGCUAAGUGUCUAGGUGAAUCAAUUGAUGCGCCUCAGGUACUACGAUCAAUCCAUGUCGGUUUGUUGUGUGUUCAACGUCACCCAGAAGAUAGACCCACCAUGACUUCUGUAAUCCACAUGUUGGGGGGUGAAGGUCCAUUGCCUUCUCCUAAAGAACCUGGAUUUUACGUUGGAGAAUCCACGCAAAGAUUUUAUGAGGGUUCAUAUGAAGCAAGUUCUACAAACGAACUAAGCGUUACAACGCUAAAUGGUAGAUAAAAUGAAGUUGCAUGUAUUAAGAAAAACAACUUCUAGCUAUAAGCUUAUUAAUCAUUUCGUAUGUAUGCAUCAUCAUAACUUAGUAUUGUGUAAGAAAAUGUUAAAAACUUUUUUCUAUCUUGCAA